This is a messenger RNA of Cylicocyclus nassatus, 1338 nucleotides long. Lineage: Eukaryota; Metazoa; Nematoda; Chromadorea; Rhabditida; Strongylidae. The record is from the annotation of a GenBank genome assembly.
AUGUUGAAGCUACUGGUCCUUGUAUAUUUAUCCACUUUGUCUGAAUCACUAAUAGAUGGAGAAAUGGAACUUAUGCUUGUCCAGGCGGUAUGGCGACAUGGAGAUCGAUCUCCGACAAAGACGUAUCCAACUGAUCCAUUUCAAGAUGGUAAUUGGACAUUUGGUGGUGGGGGAUUUGGUCAGUUGUCGCCGAUUGGAAUGAGGCAACAUCUAAUUUUGGGAAAACUGUUGCGCAAAACUUAUGUUGAUAGUGGUUUCCUUUCCAAGAGAUAUUCUUCAAAAGAGAUCUAUAUUCGCUCAACCGAUGUGAACCGAACGAUAAUCUCUGCCAUGUCGAAUCUUCUUGGUAUGUAUGGUCAAGAUACCGGCGACAGCGUUGCUGGUGAAGAUUACCCUGACCCUGAUGUACAGGGAUGGCCGCGAGGAUAUGUCCCCAUUGCUAUUCAUACAGUUGACGAUGACACCGACUAUAUCGGUAACCCUGAUGCGGUUUGUCCCCGACAGGAUCAACUGUGGGAAAUGGCCAAGAGUUCUCCCGAGUUGCAAGCUUUUCAGAAUCGCCCUGAUGUUGCACAACUGCUCGGAAAGUUGUCUGUCUACUGCGGAGAAAAUGUUACAAUUGAUAAUUUGUGGAUCAUUCAGGAUGCAUUAUUUAUUGAGCAAAUGCAUGUGAAUGAAACUUUAAGGAAAGUGAACUUAUGGUUUAGCGAUGAAUUAUACAAUCAAAUCACUUUGGUCAACGACGAUGUCGAACUUUAUCAAAAUGGACUCUUUGGCAAGCCUGUAAUUAUGAACAGUCUCGAUGUUGGCCUGGAACUCCAAAAAAUUCGUGGCGGAUCCCUGAUCAACGACAUCAACAUGCACAUGAAUAUAAAAGUAGAUUGCAUGCGAGCACCAGCGAAUGACCCAAAGUGCAAAUGGAUCAAUGGCCUCAAAUACUACGCUUAUUCAGCUCACGACACCACAAUCUAUGCGUUCUUCUCUAUAAUGGGCAUUGCUCAGAAAGUGAUACGACCGAGAGGUUAUCCACUCUACUCAGCGGCAACCUUUAUAGAGCUGUGGUGGAACAGGACGGAUAAUCAGCCAUAUUUCAAGCUAUACUACCAUGCAAGCGAAAAUAAUGUUACAAUCUAUCCUAUAACCGAUCAAGUCGACACUUGUGGUGGAAAAUUGUACUGUAAAUUGGAUGUAUUCCGCAACAUCUCAGCUACAGCGAAACCUGACCAGCCCAUGGAUAAGGUUCUGGUGUCUGGUGGAUCCACGUCAGUCUGCGUCAUCAUGGACUAUGUUGAUUUCAGGUAUCAUAAUAGUUACAACAAGUGCAAAUCGAAGUUAUGA